Molecule: messenger RNA, 1313 nt
Organism: Raphanus sativus (radish)
Lineage: Eukaryota; Viridiplantae; Streptophyta; Magnoliopsida; Brassicales; Brassicaceae
Product: mitochondrial import receptor subunit TOM40-1-like
Exons: 11
Coding region: 131-1063 (310 amino acids)
Biological process (GO): protein import into mitochondrial matrix
Cellular component (GO): mitochondrial outer membrane; mitochondrial outer membrane translocase complex
Molecular function (GO): transmembrane protein transporter activity
Source: RefSeq, a predicted model, not a curated record
CCCAAAGAGACAAAGAGGAUCGGAUCAUCGCCACCAAAUAGAAGAAGAAGAAGAAGUAGAAGCAAAAACCCUUCCUUUUUUCUACUGUCGCCGUAUAAAACAUUUAUCAAAGGCGGCGACGGCGGCGGCAAUGGCGGAUGUCUUCCCACCUCUCGUGACGUCGCAAAUCGAUGCCAAGACUAAAGUCGAAGAGAAAGUUGAUUACUCGAAUCUCCCGUGCCCUGUUCCUUAUGAGGAAGUCCACCGCGAAGCUUACAUGUCUUUAUUAAAGUCUGAGAAUUUUGAGGGUUUACGCUUCGACUUUAGCAAAGGGUUGAAUCAAAAGUUCUCUCUCAGCCACAGUGUAAUGAUGGGGCCAACAGAAGUUCCUUCUCAGUCACCUGACACGACGAUCAAAAUUCCAACAGCCCAUUAUGAGUUUGGUGCCAAUUAUUUUGACCCAAAGUUGAUGCUUGUUGGAAGGGUUAUGACUGAUGGUAGACUCAAUGCAAGAGUGAAAGCUGAUUUAACUGAUAAGUUCAUCUUAAAGGCCAAUGCUCUGCUGACAGGUGAGCCACAUAUGUCACAUGCGGUGUUCAACUUUGAUUACAUGGGAAAAGACUACCGAACCCAACUUCAACUUGGCAACGGCGCUCUAGUUGGAGCAACCUAUAUUCAGAGCCUGACACCCCGUCUAUCAUUGGGUGGGGAAGUUUUCUGGGCUGGUGUGCCUAGGAAGUCGGGUAUAGGUUACGCUGCAAGAUACGAAACUAAUCAGAUGGUCGCCUCUGCGCAAGUUGCUAGCACUGGUUCUGUAACUAUGAACUAUGUGCAAAAGAUAUCCGAGAAGGUUUCACUAGCCACUGAUUUUGUGUACAACUACAUUUCAAGAGAUGUUGUAGCUAGUGUUGGGUAUGACUACAUUUUCAGACAGGCUCGUAUCAGGGGGAAGAUUGAUUCCAACGGAGUUACAUCAGCUCUCCUGGAAGAAAGAUUGAGUAUGGGACUUAAUUUUCUUCUAUCUGCAGAGAUUGACCGUAAGAAGAAGGACCACAAGUUUGGAUUCGGUUUAACAGUCGGCUAAUAACAUAAGCAGAGCAGCACGCAAUAAAAGCAGUGGCUCUAUACACGCUGAGGCAGAUUGCAGCAGUCAGCCGAGGGAUUCGGUUAAAAUUUGUUAUUAUUUGUAUUUCCCUCUCAAGAUUUCAGUUUAGGCUUCUAUGAACAAAACCUUAAGGAAAAAUACCUUAGGAAAAAUGAUUGGGCUGUUGAUUUUCGGUUUAGGAUUUCUCUUCAAGACAUGCAUUAAGAAAAAAAUGUUUUUUUUUUGCCUU